This is a messenger RNA of Lolium perenne, 3224 nucleotides long. RefSeq names its product probable LRR receptor-like serine/threonine-protein kinase At1g07650. Gene Ontology annotation, molecular function: ATP binding; protein kinase activity; protein binding. Lineage: Eukaryota; Viridiplantae; Streptophyta; Magnoliopsida; Poales; Poaceae. Gene Ontology annotation, biological process: protein phosphorylation. The record is from RefSeq and is a predicted model, not a curated record.
AGAGGGAGGAGAGAUGAGGGCAUGGAGCUUGCCCUGUGGAUGGAGACUGCUGUUCUUUGCCUUGCUUGCUGUUGCUGAGGUCCAUGGCUCCUCAGGGGCCAAGGCAGCUGAUGCCCUCCCUCCUAGGCUCUUCUCUGCUGAAGUGCGCACGCUUCGACGGAUUGCUGCGGAGAUCGGGUUAUCACAUUGGAACUUCUCCGCCAAUCCAUGCGGCUCCGGUGGCCUGGCGUGUGACUGCUCCUUCAACAACAAGACCAUAUGCCAUGUCACUGACAUAUUCCUCAACGGGCACAACUUCUCCGCCCAGCUCCCACCAGACUUCGCUGACCUGCCUAAUCUCAUCCAGCUAGACCUAAGCAGGAACCUCUUCCAUGGUGCAGUUCCUGACCAGUGGGCCCGGAUGAGGUUGCAGGGACUGUCACUAAUGGGAAACAGAUUGUCAGGGCCUUUUCCCGUGGUUCUUACGAAGAUCACAACCUUGACUAACAUGAGCAUUGAAGGAAAUGAGUUUCAUGGGCUAAUCCCACCUGAAAUUGGACAACUCGCUCAAAUGGAGAAGCUGAUAAUAUCAACCAACGAGUUCACUGGACCCCUGCCAGCUGCUCUUUCCUUGCUGACCAAUUUAACCGACUUAAGGAUUUCUGGAAACAACUUAUCUGGAAGAGUCCCUGACUUCUUUGGUAAAUUGACAAAGCUUGUAAAAUUGCAAAUCGAAGGAUCUUUGUUGGAAGGGCCUAUUCCCUCGGGCUUGUCCAAAUUGACAAACCUCUCUGAUCUGAGAAUUAGUGAUCUGAGAGGCAGUGGAUCAUCUUUCCCAGAUUUAAGUGGAAUGCAGUCGAUGAAAACAUUGGUACUUAGGAAUUGUUCGAUCAGUGGGAGCCUCCCGCCUUACAUUGGGGACAUGGAAAAUCUGAAGCAUCUAGAUCUGAGCUUUAAUAAACUGACUGGAAAAAUACCAGAUUCUUUCACUAGCAUGGGAAGCGUAGAUUACAUAUAUCUAACUGCAAACUCACUCACUGGGGACAUACCUGGAUGGUUAUUGCGAAGGAACAACAUUGCGGACAUAUCUUUUAACAACUUCACGAUGGGGAGCUCAGGUCCUAGCCAAUGCCUUCAAGGAAGCGUUAAUCUGGUAGAGAGCUAUUCUCCUGAAAUGAACAAUUUAAAUAAUAUCCAGCCAUGCUUGAAGAAGAAUUUCCCAUGUGCUGCUUUGAAUGGACAAUACAGAACCUCCUUGCAUAUCAAUUGUGGUGACAAAGAAGCAAUCAUUAGUGGAGUAAAAUAUGAAGCUGACAUGGUACCAAAGGGUGCUAACAUGUUGUAUGUAAGCCAAACCUCAAACUGGGCAUUCAGCAGCACUGGGAACUUCAUGGACAACAACAUCAACGAUGACAACUACAUUGCGUCAAGCACAUCAAAGUUGAACAUGCCCAACUCGGAGUUGUAUGCAAAAGCGCGUCUUUCCCCUCUUUCGCUCACAUACUAUGGGCUUUGCAUGAACACUGGGAACUACACAGUUAAACUCCAUUUUGCCGAAAUUGUAUUUACAAAUGACAGCACAUACUACAGCCUUGGCAAAAGAAAAUUCAAUGUGUUCAUACAGGGGAAGAUGGUGCUAGAGGAUUUUGACAUCGAGCAAUCUGCUGCUGGAGCAGGGAAGCUAGUUAUCAAGACUUUCAUAACACAUGUCAGAAAUCAUACACUUGAGAUUCAAUUCUACUGGGCAGGAAGAGGGACAACAGGCAUUCCAUACAGAGGAUAUUACGGUCCUCUAAUAUCUGCAAUAUCAGUAACUCCAAACUUUCCAAUUCCUUUGGCUGUUGAGCCUCCCCAAUCUGGUGGUAGCUCAAAGACUUCAAGGACAUCUAAAGCUUUGCUGAUUGGAACGCCAAUCGUUGCAAUACUCGCUGCUCUUGUUGUUGGCAUUUACUGCAUUAAGCAGCGACGGAAGAGCUUGAUGCAUCAAGAUCUCCGAGCACUUGACCUCCAAAUCGGCUCCUUUACCUUGAGACAAAUCAAAGCAGCAACUAGGAACUUCGAUCCAGCCAACAAGAUUGGUGAAGGUGGUUUUGGUUCAGUUUACAAGGGUUUGUUGUCCGAUGGCACCAUCAUUGCUGUCAAACAGCUAUCAUCAAAAUCCAGACAAGGGAAACAUGAAUUUGUGAAUGAGAUAGGCAUGAUAUCUGCACUCCAGCAUCCAAACCUUGUCAGGCUGUACGGCUGCUGUACUGAAGGAAACCAGCUCUUGCUAGUUUACGAGUACAUGGAAAAUAAUUGCCUUGCACGUGCUCUCUUUGUUGAACAAUAUAGACUGACAUUGGAUUGGCCAACAAGACAUAAGAUUUGCCUGGGAAUAGCAAGGGGUCUAGUAUAUCUGCAUGAGGAGUCUUCAAUAAGGAUUGUGCACCGAGACAUAAAGGCUAGCAAUAUACUGCUUGACAAAGAUUUGGAUGCUAAGAUCUCAGAUUUCGGUCUAGCUAAGCUUAAUGAAGAUGGCCACACCCAUAUAAGCACAAAAGUAGCUGGGACUAUUGGAUACAUGGCUCCUGAGUACGCAAUGCGUGGUUAUUUGACAGACAAGGCUGAUGUUUACAGUUUCGGAGUUGUUGCUUUGGAAAUUGUCAGUGGAAAAAGUAACACAAACUACAGGCCAAAGGAAGAUUUCGUUUAUCUUCUUGAUUGGGCAUGUGUUUUACAUGAGAGAGGAACUCUCCUGGAGCUGGUGGAUCCAGACUUAGGAUCCAAUUACUCAGCAGAAGAGGCACUUCUGAUGCUGAAUGUUGCCCUCUUGUGCACCAACGCAGCACCGACGCUCAGACCAAAGAUGUCCAGUGUCGUGAGCCUGCUUGAGGGCCACACACCCCUGCAACCCUUGCUGUUAGACCUCAGCCUUGCUGCAAACAGCCUGAGCUCAAGUGGUCUGCGCAGAAACUUCUGGGAAAACCCAAAUGACAGCCAGACCAUGACAGCACAUGCAUCAUGUAACACCAACAGUGACUCGUACUCUUUAGAAGUUGAUGGUAGCCUGAGACCUUUAGUGACUUAAAUGUCAGAUGUAUUUCAGGUCUGUACAUCUGUAAGAACCACUAGGGCUAGGCCAAUAUUUAGUUAGAUAUUAACGUACAAACACCUAAUCCUGCUAAGGAUGUGAAUUUUCUCUGCUUUAGAACUGCUGAACUGAUAAGAUUAGUAAGAUGCUGCCAUGACACGAGUCUAUCUCUAAA